AUGGACCAUACCACCAUCCUUACUCAUGGGGGUGUUUUUAUUUGUCUUUACAGAGGGAGGAAAGAUCUGGGGGAUAUUACCUCACAUAACAUCAAGCAGCUGAAGAAACUCAACUCGGUCGUCUUCCCCGUCUCCUACAAUGAUAAGUUCUACAAAGAUGUCUUGGAAGUUGGAGAAUUGGCCAAACUAGCAUACUACAAUGACAUCGUGGUUGGUGCUGUAUGCUGCAGGAUCGAUACGACAGACCAGGGAGCUAGACGUCUCUACAUCAUGACCCUGGGGUGUCUAGCACCGUACAGGAGACUGGGAAUCAGUACCAUGAUGCUGAAGCAUGUUCUGGAUUUCUGUGAGAAAGAUGGACGCAUUGAUAACAUAUACUUACACGUGCAGAUUAACAACGAUUCAGCAAUCGACUUCUACAAAAAGUUUGAAUUUGAGAUCAUUGAAACCAAAGAGCAUUACUACAAGCGCAUCGAGCCCGCCGACGCGCAUGUGCUGCAGAAGACCCUACGAACCAACCAAGCCAGCAUUGUCCAAGCAUCGUCAUGAGAGGGCGCUCUUGAAGUAUGACAUAGUUCGAUGAACUUUGCACCAUAAUCAUAAGGACUCAAGUUUGGAAUGGUGUGAACUUUAACUCGAUGUGUGAGUGUUUUAUGCGGAGAGCAUGGAGCUACUUUUUGGAAAAACUUGACGGUUAAAAGGAGGAAUCUUCGAUGAAUAGUAGAAGAGGUAUUUUGAUGUGGUGAAGAAGACAUAACUUUGUCCCAAGAUAUAUAUCAUUACCAGCUCUUAUAAGUCCUUAUAUAUUGAAUACAUGCAAUUGAAGAAGUUAAUGGAACCUGGGGGGUGUUUCAUAAAGCUGUUCGUAAAGUUACGCCUGACUUUACGAACAGCUUGAAUAUGAAAAGCCAAAUGGGAUGCUCAAUCAGUUUU
Molecule: messenger RNA, 933 nt
Organism: Strongylocentrotus purpuratus (purple sea urchin)
Lineage: Eukaryota; Metazoa; Echinodermata; Echinoidea; Camarodonta; Strongylocentrotidae
Product: N-alpha-acetyltransferase 50
Exons: 4
Coding region: 1-549 (182 amino acids)
Biological process (GO): mitotic sister chromatid cohesion
Cellular component (GO): NatA complex
Molecular function (GO): acyltransferase activity, transferring groups other than amino-acyl groups
Source: RefSeq, a predicted model, not a curated record